Molecule: messenger RNA, 362 nt
Organism: Anopheles maculipalpis
Lineage: Eukaryota; Metazoa; Arthropoda; Insecta; Diptera; Culicidae
Product: probable salivary secreted peptide
Exons: 2
Coding region: 9-362 (117 amino acids)
Source: RefSeq, a predicted model, not a curated record
UCAUAAAAAUGAAAGGAUUCGCCGUAGUUGCCGCUGUGCUGCUGUUUGUCUGCCUGGUGGCUAGCCAGAGCAACAACUAUUACUGGGGCGUUCGAGAUCCGCGUGACGUUCUGCUUAACCGCACCAUUGCCGUCCGUUCUGGUACGAUCCUGCAGGUCAAAUCGAUUGAUCUCGUGUACCCGUUGAAGGGCCAGGUGGGACGUAACAUUUCUGCCAUUACCGUGCUUGACCAGUACAUCAACGGAAAUGGUGGCUACGCUAGCUUGUAUGCUGGCGGUAUCGGGUACAACUAUACGACGAUUCAUCUGAAAUCGCAACGUGGCCAUGGGUACAACUUUAUCGUCGAAAUUUACGGCCGAUAG